Molecule: messenger RNA, 899 nt
Organism: Closterium sp. NIES-67
Lineage: Eukaryota; Viridiplantae; Streptophyta; Zygnematophyceae; Desmidiales; Closteriaceae
Source: the annotation of a GenBank genome assembly
CGAAAUUCCCUUGGCAGAAAAGCAACAUCUGCUACAGUGGGACAACGACAUCGCGUACCAGAAAGGGUCAACGAAGAUCUGGGUACCUAAUUACCCUCCUUUGUGCCAGUUACUACUCAAAGAAUACCACGACGUCCUGUACGCAGAACACUUCGGUAGCAACAAGACGCUCACCGGUAUCGCCAAACACAAUUACUGGCCCCACAUGGCAGAUGACGUACAAAAAUUCGUCACUUUGUGCAUUACAUGUCAGCGGAUGAAGAGCAGCAAGCAGAAAAAGACGGGUCUGCUACAGCCUCUUCCUAUCCCAGAACAGCCAUGGCAAGUGGUCAGCCUAGACUUCAUCACCAGGCUACCAACUACCACAAGCACUCAUGACGCGAUCCUCGUCGUCAUCGACAAGUUCUCCAAAAUGGAACACUUCAUCCCAACACACACGACAGCACUUACCAAGGAGACAGCACAACUAUUUGUUCGCUACAUCUUCACACAACAUGGCAUUCCAACCACGCUCAUCUCCGACCGAGACCCUAAGUUCACCAGUAAAUUCUGGAAAGAACUGAUGUCUCUACUCGGAACCAAACUUGCCAUGUCAUCCGCAUACCAUCCACUCCUACAGCUGUUGGAUCCGCCCGAGAGACCCUGGCAACACGUCACGAUAGACUACGUCACAGGACUGCUGGCCGGUCCUAGCGGAAACGACGCCAUCCUCGUGGUCGUUGAGCGACUCAGGAAAAUGGCGCACUUCAUCGCCUGCCAACCGAAAAUUACAGCCGAGCAAAGUGCACAACUAUUCAUCGCCAAUGUCAUCAGACUGCACGGACUGCCCAUCGCCAUUAUUUCAGACCGAGACCCGAAAUUCACAUCGAAUUUCUGGCGUCACCUGUGGGACCAGUUUG